AUGAUGAACGAUUACGAUCGAUCUGUCAAUGUUGAAAACCCUCGUUCAGCACAUCUGAAUGGAGAUACGGCGGUUUUUUCCGAUCUUACUGCACGGAUGCUUCAUGCAGGAGUGGAUAACAGCAGCAAGCGUUCCGUUAAUCUUGUUGAUUACAUCGAGUGGGAUUCGAAGGAGUACAAUACAUAUAACCACUUCAACAUCACUGAGGAUAUGGGAAUCGACGAUCAUAGCUGCGGUGCGCCUGAGCCCUUGGCCAGGUUCUGGCCACUUCUGUAUUCGCCUCUGCCGUCAGACCUUCCACCGGUCAAUAAAGACAACCUGAUUCUAUCGGCCGCAUAUAGAGGUGACAUGGAUCGAUAUGUACGUCUACGACGCCCACAAAUGAUUGAACAAGAAUUUCACGCUAUCAUUUUGGGGAUAUACAAUCACCCCCUUUGGGCGCGAUGGUGGAGCACACAGGUGCCGGAGGUCGCCGUGAAAAGUGAGGACGUAUCCCUAAGGCGCGCAAUCAAUGCUCGACGCAUCAUCAGUGACGAUAUUACUUGUAUCACACCAAGUACCCCGGAAUUGCUGGUACCUCGCAGAAUCUGGUGGCCUAGUGUUGCUUCUCCAGUGACCUACGUGCGUCUCGCGCAGAAAAGGCCUGAUAUGCUCGAGUCUUGUCUACGAGCAUGUAUUGUCGCUGAUUAUGAAGAUGCGUGGGAUGAACUUCUGACUGGGUCAUCCGAUGGGCCGGAUGAUUCCAAAGUCACUCGGCUUUCCGAAGUCAUCAGAUCGCAGAUCUAUGCCGAGGCUAAAGAUUCACCCAAUCCGCACUACCUCCACGACAUAAAUUUGCUUGGAGCAGCGAGGGUGGAAAAGCUUGAAGCCGAUAUGUACCACAUGGAUGAUAUGCGUACUGCGAGAUGGAUGUAUUCACCGCGCUCGACCGCCCAGAGAGUUGUAAUCAAAAACAAGCCCUUCGCGUUGACAACGGGUGAGAGGGGCUCGGAUGGAAUUCCGAGAGAGCCGAGUAAUCUGGGAUUUACAAUUUUUGGCAUGGAUGCAAUUGGCUUGGGUAAUAAGAUCUGGGAGCAGGAAAGUUUCAUUGAGGUCGAGGAUAUGUACAGCAUCCUUGAUGCCAGAGACCUUUCAAGAUAG
Messenger RNA from Penicillium concentricum, 1140 nucleotides. RefSeq lists its product as uncharacterized. The coding region runs from base 1 to 1140 and encodes 379 amino acids. Lineage: Eukaryota; Fungi; Ascomycota; Eurotiomycetes; Eurotiales; Aspergillaceae. The transcript has a single exon. The record is from RefSeq and is a predicted model, not a curated record.